AUGGAGAAAACUAUUAGACAGCAAGCCAUGAAAAUUCAAGAGCUCGAACACCUACUGGUUGAGAAUAGCAUGGUGGACGGAAAGAGAGGGAUUGCCUCGUCCGAUGAGAGUCAAAGCGUCGAUGAGAGGUUUUGGAACGCAUCAGACUUGAGGAGGUUUUACUCCAGCAAGCCGAUUGGGCUCCAACCUCUCUCGCGAAGCUACGAGUUCACUUUGGUUCGAACCCGACGCACAGGCGACUUGGACGGCUUGGCUGACUUCUCGCACCUCUGGGUGUUUUUCGUGUUCCACCAGAAUGAGAAUUCAACUCCUAAGCCGAAAGUCUAUCCUCCUCGCCUAGACGGCAAGCCCAAGAUCGACAAGGUGGAGCAUGACGUGAUCUACCUAAGCGGCGUGGAUCUCGUCGAUGGGACUCCGGUGAUCGACAUUAAGCCCUACAUCGCCGUCUACGACUCUCCUCGACCCUCGGACGAAGUCUUUGCUCCGACAUGGUCUCUACCAGAGGGCAAGAGGGAGCUGCGCGUUGAGUUGAGUGAACAAGCUCUGAUGGACAUCUUGGUGCUGGAGUCCAGCAGAGAAAGACCAGAGCACUUCUCGAGCUGGAGGGAAGCAGUUGCCGGGCUGCAGGAGAUGCUGGCCUUGGAUCCAAGGUCAGCGUACAGGAGAAACAAGUGCCGAGAUGUCGUCUAUCCCGUCUACUACGAUCGCUUGAACGUCUGUUGCAAGUUCCUUGACGCCGAUGCAACUCACUCAGAGUCUGUCCAAGUCAUGAACAUCUCCUUGCGCCAUGGCCCGACAGAUAGAAGUCUUGCUGCAAGUCUGGAGCCACUUGAGGAGCCUGGAGCGCAAGUUGCCGAUGAAAACCUCAACGCGCGGAGGAGGAGAGACGGUCGAAUGGAUCUGAACUUCAGCGAGAUUUCAGUGAAGGCAGGCACGCGGCUCCCUGACGCACUCUUCUCCUCCUUUCCUCAGUUCUUUCCGUCACUUUCCUCGGCUCGAAAAGCAAUCCGUCGUAGAGAGGAAGGAGAGGGACAGGACGAGGAUUCCCAGAAGCAGGAGCAUCGCUCGCCAAGCAACGAGUUGAUUGCUCUCGUUGUUCGCUGCAUGGCGUCUCUCAGUCGCGCAAGUCUUCGCAGAAAGCCGCGGGUUCUCUUCCUGGACGACGAGCUUGUUGUAGUCGAGAAACCAGAACACCUCCCAACAACGUUUCCUCGCGGCAUUGAAGGCGCAAGACGGAGAGCAACAAGCGAGCACACAGAUCUCACAACGUUUGCCAAGGGGUUCACAACAGACUUCAUCGCGCCUUGUCAUCGACUUGACAGCGCUACUGGAGGGCUCGUCGUCUUCGCGAGGUCAAGACAAGCGGCUUUCAGGAUAUCUCAGCAGUUUGAGGAUCGAGCCAUCGGGAAGGAGUACCUGGCGGUCGUCGUCGGGGACGCUUCUCGGUAUGGACUCGUGGGAACCAUCGACAGAGAGAUCGACGGCAAGUCAGCGAUCACCAACUUUCAAGUCUUGUCUGUACGCUCGAGUCGCAGGUGUAUGGCAAGGUCACUCUUCUCCUGCUGCGUCCGCAAACAGGGAGGAGGCAUCAGCUCCGGAUUCAUCUCUCGCAGUUGGGACAUCCGAUCCUCGGGGAUGACAAGUACGGGGUCUCACUCGCUCACUCGCUACUCGCUGGUCGCUCUCAGUGGCUCCUGCAGCCGUCGGGCGACGUUUGAGAGCUUCACCUGCGUCCUCCAGCUGAUUCUUGCCCAGCAGGUACCCAGCAAGGUUCAGUGGGUGGACUCGAAGGCUUUGAGCAGGGAGGAGGCGCAGCUGCUGCUUUGGGCCUCCAGGCUGAGCCUGCGACAUCCAACUACGAACGAGGAGCUGGAGUUUGAGUCUCGAGCGCCUCCGAGCUUCCAUGAGGGCGACAGCAAGUGA
Molecule: messenger RNA, 1923 nt
Organism: Guillardia theta CCMP2712
Lineage: Eukaryota; Cryptophyceae; Pyrenomonadales; Geminigeraceae
Exons: 18
Coding region: 1-1923 (640 amino acids)
Biological process (GO): pseudouridine synthesis
Molecular function (GO): pseudouridine synthase activity; RNA binding
Source: RefSeq, a predicted model, not a curated record